CUAUCUAAAUGAUGGCGCUUUUGAAGUCGGAAAGGUCUUUAAUAUAACCAAACAUAACGUACGUGCAUGUGCUAGCAGUGAGCACAAUGGAAAUAGUAAUUGAUACUAAAGGAAAUUCUGAUCUUUUAAAGCGAGAUCAAUUGCAGAGCGAGGAUGAUGAUACCGAUGACGACGUGAAAAUUAAAUGCAACGAUAAAAUCAAGCCCUACGUUGCAUUUGGCAUUACUGAGAAAAAGAAACCAAAAAAAAAGAAGAAAGUAGUUUCCAGCAAUGACUUUGAUCUAGAACAAUUUGAAGCUGAUAUGGGUUGGAAAUCUUCGAAGGCAACCUAUAAGCCAAUGGAAGAAUUAACAAACUUGAGAAAAGAGGUUAACCCACUCGACAAAAUCCUGGAGAAGAGUGUUAUCAAGCCUGGUUUCGAGCAGCUGCACGUCGUACCACCGUAUGAGUUAAGUAAACACCAAUUGGAAUUACGCAAGCAACGCCAGAGGAAAAAGAUGGGCGCAGGUGCGGGAUGGUGCAACUUGCGUACGCCUCAUGUAACGCCAGAGAUCAGACGCGAUCUCGAGGUGUUGCAAAUGAGAUCCGCGUUGGACCCUAAACGCUUCUACAAGAAGAACGAUUUGCAAACGUUGCCGAAACAUUUCCAUGUCGGCAAAGUUGUCGAUUCACCAAUGGACUUUUACUCUUCGCGUCUUACCAAGAAGGAGCGAAAGAGGACAAUCGUCGACGAGCUCAUGGCAGAUGCUCAAUUCACGAAAUUUAACAAGCGCAAGUACAAGGAUAUUAUUGACGAGAAGAAGAAGAAGACACAUUACAAGGCACAUCAACAUGCGAAGAGAUUGAAAGGAAAACGCAAGUAGAUUAUGAUGAUUACAUAGGAUACGUUUUAUACAAUUGAGGAAGAGCAAACUUGCAAGAAGUACAUUAUUUAAUUUUCGAUCUAUAAUAAAAAAUGUCGAUUCACUCGUUUGUACAGUUUC
This is a messenger RNA of Ooceraea biroi (clonal raider ant), 983 nucleotides long. RefSeq names its product deoxynucleotidyltransferase terminal-interacting protein 2. Gene Ontology annotation, cellular component: nucleolus. NCBI's taxonomy places the organism in Eukaryota, Metazoa, Arthropoda, Insecta, Hymenoptera, Formicidae. The record is from RefSeq and is a predicted model, not a curated record. Gene Ontology annotation, molecular function: RNA binding. Gene Ontology annotation, biological process: RNA processing.